Amyelois transitella is the source of this 1747-nucleotide messenger RNA. Its product is annotated as esterase FE4. The coding region runs from base 89 to 1681 and encodes 530 amino acids. The transcript is spliced from 3 exons. The record is from RefSeq and is a predicted model, not a curated record. NCBI's taxonomy places the organism in Eukaryota, Metazoa, Arthropoda, Insecta, Lepidoptera, Pyralidae.
UAUAAAUGUCAGAGUAGUCUCUGUGGCAAUACAUGAAAAUAAACCGGCAAAUACACCGGUUGCUAUAUAAAUAUAAUAACUAUUAACAAUGAUUGUGGUACUAAUAGGGUUAUUCUUAGUGAUUAGUUUUGUAGAUGGUGCUAAUUUAAGAGUAGAUCCGUUGGUGCUCAUCAAUCAAGGAUUGGUGCGAGGUCGCAGAGCCACGGAUGGAGACUAUUCAACAUUUUUGGGAGUGCCGUACGCUCGAGUAGAUAAUAAUAAUCCUUUUGGGGCGGCUGAAUCAAGUCCGAUCUUCGAAGAAAUAAUUUUCAACGCCUACGAUGGAUCCGCAAAAUGCCCUCAAUUAGAUAACUCGCAUAGCGAAUCGGAAACUGUAGAUUGCCUCAAACUAAAUCUCUUUGUCCCAACACGGGCAAGUUCCAGUGAUCCCUUGCCUGUUCUUGUAUACAUCCAUGGAGGUGAUUUUUCACAAGGAUAUGCUGGAGAAUAUGGGGUUAAGAAUUUAGUGAGACACGGAAUUAUAGUAGUCACCAUAAAUUAUCGACUGGGUCCUUACGGAUUUAUGUGCCUUGAUGUACCAACUGUAUCAGGAAAUCAAGGUUUGAAGGAUCAGCAACUGGCGCUGCAAUGGAUACGAACAAAUAUAAAUGCAUUUGGAGGAAAUCCUUAUAAUGUGACGUUAGCUGGCCAAGAUGCCGGUGCUGUAUCUGCGCUGCUGCACUUAUACGCCGAUAAACAAAAGUUAUACCACAAAGUUAUUAUUGAAAGUAGUACCCCACAGACUGAAGGAAUGUUUGUCGAUUCUGAUGUUAACGCUGCCAUCAAAUUGGCAGAGUAUUUGGGAGUAAAUACAAGUAGCUCUCAAGAAGCAUUAGAGUUUUUGAGCAGUGCUCCCCAUACUUUAGUAACAGGAGCAGCUAAAGAGCUAAACUUACAGCUGAAACCAUGCAAAGAAAGGUCAUUUAGCGGGGUCGAAAAUUUUGUUGAAACUGAUCCCUAUUCAUUGUCAAAUGAGAGGAAAAUUCGUAACACAGCCAUUUUGAUAGGUCAUACAAAUAAAGAACAAAUAUCAUUAGAUGAAUUUGGUGAUGAAUAUUAUGAAAGUGAUCCAUUUUAUUCUAAAAUUGCAAAUAAUUUUAAUCUCAAUGAAGAUACAUUAAGUGCGGUGUCACAAAGUAUUAGACAUUUCUACAUAGGUGAUAAAUCUAUAUCACCAGAGGUGGCGACGCAAUUAGAAGAUUUCGAAUCAGACUUUGUGUAUAAUCAUCCAAUCCAAAGAACAAUCAGCAAUUUGUUAAAAGAAAACGCUAAUCCUAUAUACGAAUAUAUGUUCAGCUAUGUAGGAAACUCUGGAGACGAAGGUGCAGGUCAUUCGGCGGAGUUGAAUUAUUUGUUUGAGAUGUCCGACAAUGUGCAAACGGAGGAAGACCAGCUAAUAUCAGACCGUAUUACCAAUUUAUGGGCAAACUUUGUUAAGCACGGCAAUCCUACUCCCGCAGGCACUAGUGUAGUGCCUGUGACGUGGACACCGGUAUCUUCCUCCACCAGGCCAUACUUGGUCAUCGAUUUGGAAAUGCGAAUGGAUAGUCGAGUUUUCAACGAGAGGAUGGCUUUCUGGGACCUGUUCUACGGCAGUUUUGGGCCGUACAACAAGCUGAUACGAGAGUGUAGCUUAUAUUAGUACUCUAAUGAAAUUCUUCGACGAAUUGAAAAUCUCUUCUAUUUGUUAAAAUCAUUUGAAAAAGUU